Molecule: messenger RNA, 8596 nt
Organism: Coregonus sp. 'balchen'
Lineage: Eukaryota; Metazoa; Chordata; Actinopteri; Salmoniformes; Salmonidae
Source: the annotation of a GenBank genome assembly
CCUCCCCUCUCUCUCUCUCUCUUUCACUUGUGGUGAAGUAAUUUCAGAGAGCGUGUUUGUUCUUUUUAAGCUGGCACUCCCUGAGAGCAGACUCUGUACUCUGUUGUAAAGGGGAAGAGAGGAACUCUUUCACACCAGCUCACAGAAACACAGGUCCAAAGCCACCUGAACUCAUCUCAACAACUACAGCUGCUCCCAACUAAACACUGUAAGUACAUGCCUGACUACUUCUUAACACCUUUGUCUCUGUCAGGCUCUACCUGUUAUUCAUACUGUUGAAUUUCCAGGGCCAAGUUUUCAAAAGUUAUCUAUCUGGAUUUCGACUAUCGGAGAGGAUGAAAUGUAUAGAAAUAUACAUUUAAUUAAUAGAGAGGAUGAAUCAUUGACUUGAAUGGGGACUCUAAUUCUAUUAAUUUCUUUGCAUUUAAUCCUAUCCGAUAGUCAAUCUGGAUAGAUACUUUUUGAAAAACUGAGCCCUGGUGUGUCAGACAGUGUCAAAAUGGUGUCUAGUAGUUUCUCUGGCAUGCUUGGUAAGUUGCUACUGACAGUGUUCUAUUGAUUUGGAAAGUCUCUUAUAGGAUUUCAUGGAUGAGAGUCAGGGCGAAAAGGGUGUAGACAUACUCACAUGGGGGAAAAUCUGACCUAAUCUAUUUUAUAUUCAGUCUCUUGAUUACACACACAUGUCUCCCGAGUGGCACGAGUGGUCUAAGGCACUGCAUCGCAGUGCUAGCUGUGCCACUAGAGAUCCUGGUUCGAAUCCAGGCUCUGUCGUAGCUGACCGCGACCGGGAGACUCAUGGGGCGGCGCACAAUUGGCCCAGCAUCGUCCAGGUUAGGGGAGGGAAUGGCCGGCAGGGAUGUAGCUCAGUUGGUAGAGCAUGGCGUUUGCAACGCCAGGGUUGUGGGUUCGAUUCCCACGGGGGCCCAGUAUGAAUAAAAAAAAAAAAAAAAAGGUAUGCACUCACUAACUGUAAGUUGCUCUGGAUAAAAGCGUCUGCUAAAAUGACUAAAAAAAAUAAUUUAAAAAAUAACACACACACACUGAACACACACACUCUGCCCUCUCACACUCAGUCACUGCAUAGCAUGUAUCUAAUUAAUUAAUUGCAUAACAUGUUAUGAAGCCUCAAUGAAUGAUGCUGUGGUUUUCCUCUCAGUUCCUGUGUCUAAAAGUCUCUCUGUAAGGCUCUGUUCUCUCUUCACUGCCCAGAGAGGCUUUAUCAGAUGGAUCCUGUUCACUAUCAGAUCCUACUUCUUAUCAAGUCCUGCUCUCAGCACUCUCUCUCACACACACUGGCUACACCCCUGUUUAAAACAGCUAGCUGCAUGAAAGACACAUUCAUAAAAGAAUAUAGGGGGUCUUUCUUUCCCAUGAUGUAUGUGCUGUAUCUUUGAGAUGGAGAUAGAGGUAUCUCAACAUGCGGUCAGAGAGUGUUAUGUAAUACAUGGUGCCUCCUCAUUCCCUGUCCAUCCUCUGGUACCAGUCUUCAGUGCAGCUGUGGUGUCAGAAUGUGUAUAUGUGAGGGAUUAUGUGAACUAUGCUGGUAUGUCCAGGGGUCAAUAUAUAACAGUGGAUGUUUUAGUGGACGCCCUGACAAACACUGUGACAACAUUUACAUGGACAAGUUUCUUUCGGAACACUGCAUGAUGGAUCUUUUGUGAAGUAACCCCAGUAGUUUUCACAGUCUGUUUCACAUCCCUGAAAUAAUGUAAUCUGUAACAGUAAAAAUUUAGCAAUGUAUUAGUGAAGACACAGAGUACAUAUUGGGUAAUAGGAAGUCAAGAUGGCUUUAAAGGCUGAUUAAGGGCAGACUGUUGUUUAGAGAGAUCUGGUCUGGGCCUGUGGCAGCAGGCCUGGCCCUCAGAAGAGCAGCUGUCAGGAGCCAACAGGUCUAUCCUGCCCCAAUCUUUCCCGUCCAUGCGCAUCGAGCAGGUUCACUUCUAUAAAUAUCUGGGUUUUUGGAUUGACAAUAAUUUGACGUUUAAAAAACAUACGGAGCUAGUUAAGAAGCUGAGAUUUAAAGUAGGCUUAUUUUAUAGAAAUAGAUCAUGCCUCUUCCUAAAUAGCAGGAAGCAGAUUGUACAGUCGACUUUCCUUCCAGUUCUUGACUAUGGUGACACCAUUUACCAGAUUGCAGCAGCCACUGCUCUUAAACCUUUGGAUGCCAUCUACCAUAGCGCCCUUUGAUUUAUCACAGGUGACAGUUUUAAUACGCAUCACUGCAUCCUGUAUCAAACGGUUGGCUGGUCCUCAUUAAUGUCCAGUAGAUCACUUCACUACUCCCUUUUUAUUUACAAAGCUCUACUACAACUGUUUGGAUUUAAUGAAAAUAAUUGUAUUUGUGGUAUUUGAAGCUGAAGUGUUGAUUCUGUAACUUGUAGUUUAUGUCAUUUUUAUUCCUCAGGGCACCAUUGUAAAUGAGACCCUGGUCUUAAUGGGUUUAAUAAAACAUUUAAAUACAAUAGCAGACUAUGCUUAGCCCCCCUCCUCUCCUUCCUCUGUUCCAUUCCUGGGGAAAAGGGCAGUAAACAGAUCUAUAAACUCUCAAUCACACAUGGAUGUAUUCAGGUUCUGUGACACAGCACACAGACAGGUUUAACCCAAUACUUUUCACACAGUUUAUCGAGCCUUUUAGACACUUGAUUUAAGGCUAGAGUGAGGUUUGGAAAGGUUAGGGUAAUAUAGGUAGUGAUCUUAUGGCCCCUGCCCCUUGCUGACCCAUAACAGUCCUCAUGAGCCAAUCAAGAGCCUCCAUGUUCAGAUAAGGCCUGAUCCAGCCAGUGAUGUGUCUCUGUAUUGAGGGGGGAUCCUCUCUGGGCAUGCUAAAACAGUGCUCAGAGGCAGAUCCUCAGAUUGUGAAACAGCCCUUCAGAUUGGUUAGAGCAGAAUCUGGUAUUUAUGAUGGUAUUUACAAGGGUUGUUGUUACAAACUGUUUCUGGUUGUGACAUAGGGGAGAGUGGGGUAGGUUGAGCCAUUUUUUACAUUCAGCAUCACUCCGUCAAGGGAAAUAUAAUAUUUUUUCUAAAAAAGAUAUCUACAUAUAUUUCAGGACGUUCUGUAUGCCUAGAAAUAAUGAGAAUUCAUGUAAACAUUACAGUUUUGAAAACAUAGCUUGUCCCAAAAAAGUGGUCUCUUGGCACAACUUACCCCGGGUAUGGGGUAAGGCUAGGCCCUGUUGUUACCUCAUUGCCCAGCGAUAAUGCCUUGCAUUACACCUGGGAAAAAAACACUUCAAUUUGCCAUUGGCUCAACCAUUGCUCAACUUACCCCAUAGCCAUUGUCUCAACUUAUCCCAAGGCAAACAUUUUGACUAUAUUAACCCAUAGAGCUACAAGGAUGCACUUUCAUGCUAUGUUUAGUACCUCAUAUUGACGCUUAUAGAGACACCAACUGAUAUAUAGAACAAUCUUAAAAUGAUCUACUUUGGUUUAGAUACAAGCAUCAUGAAACCUCUAACACAAUAAAUUCAUUUGACUUGAAAAUCUGUUUUUUUGGACCUAACUUGCUUUUUCCAUUUGGUUUCUUCCUUCACAUACUCCAUGAAAUGAUGACCUCUUCCUAAAUAUUUGGUCAAAUUAUUAAUUUUGUGUUUGAUUUCCUAGAAACAAGGGUGGCUCAACUUACCUCUUUGGCUCAACUUACCCCAUUCACUCCUACAGUAACUUGGCUGACAGAUAGAGAACAAUGGGUCCCUCCUCCACAUCCCAUAUAACAUAUGUAGUAAAAACUGUAGUCUGCUCUGCUGUGCUCUGCUCUGGGUGAGGAGAGAUACUGACAUGGAACUAUGAGGUAUUACAGUAGCUCUAAUAGCUCUGGUCUGGGUGUCAUUAGCUACUGGAUGAUGCAUUAGGAUUAGGAAGUAAUGCUUUCUCUGUGUUAGAGCUGACCAACAUAAACAAGUGCUAACAACUGACACAAACAUGGCAGUGCACGCAACCACGCAUAUUGAGUAACAUUGACAGAAAUCCUCUGUUGAGAAAGAAUCGAUAUACGUGUGGCCCGUCCAUAACAGAAUUAUAACACAAUGGAUUGCACAAAUACAAUGCAAGCAUGGCCAAUCUGAAUCGCCAUCUUUUGUGUGUGUGUGUAUGUGUGUGUAUGUGUGUGUGUGUGUGUGUGUGUGUGUGUGUGUGUGUGUGUGUGUGUGUGUGUGUGUGUGUGUGUGUGUGUGUGUGUGUGUGUGUGUGUGUGUGUGUGUGUGUGUGUGUGUGUGUGUGUGUGUGUGUGUGUGUGUGUGUGGGUGUCGCGCGCAAGGUUGGGGAGUAACUGAUUACAUGUAAUCUGAUUAUACUUUUGAAAAACUCGAUCAUGAUUACUUCUUGGAUGACUUUUCCAUUCAGAAAGGAUGUUUGCGAAAAAAAUACAUUAUGACUCCUUUCUGUUUUCUCAAUGACAUUCAAUUCAGCAUUGAAAAAAGUUGCAAGUUUAAUUUUGUUACACCUGAGCGAGUCUGACCACAAGUCAGAGACCACUAUGAUGACACACCAAAUGCAUUUGAUGGAUCCUUUUGUCUUCUUCUAAUGCCUCUUAAAGGGAAAGUAACUGGACGUAAUCAGAUUAUGUUACUGAGUUUGGGUAAUCCAAAAAUUACAUUACUGAUUACAACACAGACAUUGACACAUGCACACAAGCAGUGCCUCCACCUCCUUUCCAAACACAUUAGAAGCCACAAGACUUGAUACGGGACAUUUAAUACUAUUGCAAUAGCAUGAAUCAAUGUGGAUUUAUAACUGAUACCUGAAUGUUGACUUUUGAGGCAUGCAUAAAGAGAAAGUAAAGAGGAGAGGAGCAUGUUGCUGUUAAUUCUAGCUCCUACUGAUAAAAUAUUUUCUUACUCACCAUGCAGCAACAUGAGUAACCUUCUGAGCAAUGUCCAGAUAGUCACUAUGCCAUACUUUGACUCAUACAGUAAGAUCAUAAGGUAAUUUCUGUUGUAGACAUUUAUCCCAACAAUCUCAUCUAGCUAGCAUAAUGCCCUGUGCAUUUACAUACAUUGCACAGUAUACACUGGGCCAUAGGGUUUGUCACUUGCAGGGGACUUUGAUGGGCUCUAAUACACAGAAGAGUGUGAGCAGGUCUAUGAAAGUUUACUCUAACAGCUACCUCAGUGAGAGAGGAAGGACGUGACAGAUGGGAGGACUGAGCCAAACAGGAUGUAGACAGCAGGGUGUGGCCGGGGAGGAGGACAGGAAGCAGCUAGAAGUCAAUGAGAGCAGCAGGCUCACAGAGAGAUGACAUUAACCUUUGACCCCCAGCUCUGAGAGGUUCUGUGAGAGUUAUGGUUCAAGAUCACAGCACAGGUGCUGAGACUUUUUGAUUAUACAGUCCAAGAAUUGAGUCUAAAUCUGAAGUCUCCAUCUGGUGGUCCAUUUGUCCAUUUGCAUGCUCUGGUCUACAUGUGCCCCCCUGGCAUAGUAUUCUUCAAGUUGGGAGGCAUUUAGGCUCUCUGUUAUGAGUUCUGAACCCCAAACCCCAAACCCCGACCUCAAGAUCAGAUCAGAGUUCAGAUCUAUAUCAUAGGACUGCAGUCACAUUUGCGGACCUACUGUACUUGUGUUGACUCAUGGCCAGUUUGGAGGGUUUGGGCAGGCCAGGGACAUGAAUGUGAGCGCUGUUCCGUCUAUUAAGUGGGUCUGUUGAGCCAAGACAAAAGGAGAAAGAGUUAAACUGCCACUGUUACACAUAUAGAAAAACUAUCAAAGUAUUCAUGGAAUUCUCAAUGUGAGGAAGUGGCUCUUCACCUACAGACAUUCGGGUUCAUCAUUUUUACUCAAAGUAUAGAUUUCUUUCAAGGUUUAUUUAAGCCCAGUAGUGCUUUGUGUAUUUAUUAAUUCAAUCAGCCCAAUUCUGAUCUUUUUUCCACUAAGCUGCGUUUACACAGGCAGCCCAAUUUUGACCAAUCACAUCAGAUAUUUGUCAGAGCUGAUCUGAUUGGUCAAAAGCCCAAUAUGUGAAAAACAUAUCAGAAUUGGGCUGCCUGUGUAAAUGCAGCCUAAUUGGUCUUUUGACUAAUCACAUCAGAUAAUUUCACAUCAGAUCUUUUUAGAGCUGAUCUGAUUGGUCAAAAGACCAAUUAGGCUGCAUUUACACAGGCAGCCCAAUUCUGAUAUGUUUUUCACUUUAUGGAUGAUCAGAAUCCACUUUGUGGAUGAUAGUGAGACAUGGAACAGGUCUGUGUGAUGAGCAUUUAGUGGAGGAAACGGUGGAGCAUGUGUUGAUAUUUUGUGAGCUGUAUGAUGUAGAUAGGGAGAGAUUGUGUAAAAGGGUUAAAGAAGCUGGACAGGGUUUGGGUGGUGUAGUGGGGGGAGGGAAGUGGUGUCUAGUGCUCUGUUUUACUUUCUUAGAGGAACAGGACUAAUGAAGAUAAUUUAAUGUUGGUAUGUCGUGACUGGCCUCACACUCCAGUACCGUAGGUGGCAGUGUAUGCACCUUAAAAGUUGAAUGCGAUCUGCCAACCCAAUUCCAAAGAAGAAAAGAUCAGAAUUGCGCUGCCUGUGUAAACUCAGCCCAACAGUUCUAAGUUUACUUAUCCACCAUCUCAAACCUCUAUGGCAAAUUGUGUUGAUGUGGGGUGUAUUCAUUAUGUCAAUUCUGUAGCAAAACAUUUCUUGAACGGAAGCAAACGGAACUAAACUGGGCGGGACCUACCUGAAUUUGUCCAUUAGAAACUCUUGGACUAAUGAUUACACCAGUAUUUAAUUGUUUCUUUGUUUCUAUUAGCCGAACUCCAAUGAUAUGGCUAAUUGACACAGCUGAUUUUAACCCUGGUAAUUAGGUCACCUAUCAUUUUAAAUAGGUGUGCCCAAAUGUUUGUCAGUUGGAUGUCUUUUAACCUAGGUGAGCCACAGUUUUAAACUGCCAAUAUAGUUAAGGAUAAAAUAAAUAUGAUACCUUUGAAUUGUUUUUUAAUCUUUGUUUUUAAAGCCUUAAGGGUAAGGCCAGCUCUUUCACUCUGUCUUCUAUACUUUGCCUUUACCUUAUAGGUUAGCUUCUAUGUAACUUAAGUGUAUAGAUGGUCAAUACCAUAUGCAACAGAACAAACCAAUGUUUGCCUGCCUUAUCUGAAAUGAUAUCUCUCUCCCUGUAGGAACAACAAUGGCAAACAAAGGUCCCUCCUACGGUCUGAGCCGUGAGGUGCAGAGUAAGAUCGAUAAAAAGUAUGACCAGGAUCUGGAGGAGAGGUUGACUGAGUGGAUCAUUGCCCAGUGUGGCGCUGGAGUGGGCCAACCUGAGGCAGGCAAGACCGGCUGGCAGAACUGGCUCAAGGACGGAUGUGUGAGUGCCUGUCCUUCUCACACCUCAUGUCUGUGUGAAUGUAGAGUGUCUUUAAAUUAGUGUACCAGUCUUGCACAGGUAGUACAUUUCUCACCCCUAUCCCUCUCUCCAGGUGCUGUGUGAACUGAUCAACAGCCUGUCCAGUGGGAACAAGCCCAUCAGGAAGAUCCAGAGUUCAGGCAUGGCCUUCAAACAGAUGGAGCAGAUCUCCCAGUUCCUCAAUGCAGCUGAGAAGUACGGCAUCACCAAGACUGACAUGUUCCAGACAGUUGACCUCUGGGAGGGUAUGUCCAGCCAGCUGCUAUCAGCUGUACCCCCUCCCUCCACAUUACAUGUCAUACACAUCACUUCUAUUCGCAGCUCAACUAGCAUGCUAUACAGAUGGAUACAAGGUUUUAAAUGAUAUUGUUGCUUAGUCACCCUGUCUAGUCACUCCAGCUACAUUCACUGUUUUAUACUAUACAGUAGUUUAACUUAAUAAACAUGUCUGGAUGUGCAGUAUCAAUGUCUAUUGUCUGUAGGGAAAGACCUGGCUGCUGUCCAGAGGACCCUGAUGGCCUUGGGAAGCAUGGCUGUCACCAGGGACGAUGGGACUUACCACGGCGACCCCAACUGGUUCCAUAAGUGAGUUGGCGCCUCAUUCUGUGUCCUUUCCUCUGUUAAAAACAGUACUGUCAUUAUGGCUCUCUGCGUAUUCCCAUUUUGGUAAUAAAGGCCAACAUUUGAUUAAAAUAUGUAGUGAAGGACAUUACUUUGUCUGUGCAGGAAGUCAGUGGAGAACAGACGUGAGUUCUCUGAGGACCAGCUGAAUGAGGGAAAGAGUGUCAUCGGCCUGCAGAUGGGCACCAACAAGGGGGCAUCUCAGGCUGGCAUGACUGGGUACGGGCGACCUAGGCAGAUCCUGAACAACAACCCUUAAAACCAUGACAAUGCUCCGUCACCCUAGACCUGAGUAUACUCCCUUUCUCGGCCCAUCACUGAAGACUGAGACGCUAUGUCUGUUAACUUGAACAAACGGGACCGACCCGAACUUCAAGACCAAACUGGACCAAAACUGGGACCAAAAACUCUCAAACACACACUGCAUAGAUGCACACAAUCAACACAUUCACACAACACAAAAACAUGGUGUCCAAAGUCUGUACAAUCAUGUUUUAUUAAACAUUUUGUACGAUGGACACGGUUACAUAGGAAUGGGAAAAUGUCCAUAUAUACUGCACUCUGUUUAGUAAUGAGUGAAAGUUGAAAUAAGAUGUUGCUAGAAUAUGCUGUUAAUGGGAAAGAUGCAGUAAGAUGUCAAUUCUAAUCAAGAUGUUGGAC